CACCAUAAAACAAAAAGAAGAAUAAGAAACUGAAGAGGUAGCGUGGCUUCUCUGCAACUCAAUUUCCAAGUUCCCACUUCCAAACAUUGCACACUCAAAACUCUGCAAUCAUGGAUUUUGUGUCUCUGUUCUUGCCCUUUUUCCUUGUGAAGAUUGUCCUCAAAUUAAAGUACCCAAAUAACAUGAUCAUGAGGCGUCUCUUCCAAGCAACAUUCCACUACUACCAUCCCUAAUCCAUUCCUCAUCAAACUCUUACUUUAUCUAGCUUUCCACUAUUCUAAACAAAAUUCAGUUCCUUCCUUCUUCCUUUGCUUUCUUCUUCUUUUUUUUUUUUUUAAACACCCAAUCAUACCCCACAUAUUUAGCUGUAAAUAUAUACACAUUCUAGGUCUUUUGUGCCCUAUUUCAUGCCACCAUGAAUCAUGGACAUUCAAAUUAGAGAAUAAAGUUUCCAUUUUUUUUUCAACAACUUACAGAACUCAUAAUUCAGAAAUUGAAUCGUGGGGAUUCAAAUUAGAAAAUAAAGUUUCCUUUUUUCCCCAAUUUGUAGUACCCAAAACCCAGAAUUGAGACAUGGGCACUCAAAUUAAACAAGAAAGUAACACAAAACCGAGAAAUUGAAUCGUGGGCAUUCAAGUUAGUGAAGAAAGUUUCAAUUUUGAAUUGUGGGUAUUCAAUCUUUGGCCAUGCCAGGGUUGUUCGCCGUGGAAACCCCACCUCAAACACAGCCGUUUGGCGUUUUCCUCCGUGGACCGCCGCAGGAUGAGCCCUCCGACGGCGGCGAGCACCGAAACCCAUCGCCGGCGGCGAAGCGAACCAUCAAGAAAACGCUGAUCAUUGACGAGUCCUCCCUGGACAACCCGGAUCUGGGUCCGUUUCUUCUGAAGUUGGCCCGAGAUACUAUAGCUUCGGGUGACCCGAAUAAGGCACUGGAUUAUGCUAUUCGGGCAUCCAAGUCUUUUGAGCGGUGUUCGGGUUCGGGUCUGGAGCUUGCCACGUGUUCACACGUUGUUGCUGCGAUAUACAGCAGUUUGGGGCGGUUCGAUGAGGCGGUUGAGGCUUUGGAGCAGUCCAUUUUGUGGCUGGAUAUUGAAAACGGGUCGGGUCAUUCCCUGGCGAAGUUUUCCGGGUACAUGCAACUUGGGGAUACGUAUUCUAUGACUGGGCAGAUGGAUAGAUCCAUUUCGUGUUAUGAGUCGGGUUUGAAGAUCCAAAUGGAGACUCUGGGUAAGUCCGACCCGAGAGUUGCAGAAACUUGUAGGUACUUAGCUGAAGCCCAUGUUCAAGCCAUGCAAUUUGAUGAGGCAGAGAACUUUUGCAAGAAGAGUCUUGAAAUUCAUAGGGAGCAUUGCUCACCUUCUUCCCUUACAGAAGCAGCUGAUAGGCGUCUUAUGGCUCUUAUAUGUGAGGCAAAGGGAGAUUAUGAACCAGCACUUGAGCACCUUGUCCUAGCCAGCAUGUCAAUGAUUGCUAAUGGACAAGACAAUGAGGUUGCAGCUAUUGAUGUUAGCAUUGGAGAUAUUUACUUGUCACUAGGUCGUUUUGAUGAGGCUGUUUUUGCCUAUCAGAAAGCACUAACAGUGUUCAAAUCCACUAAGGGUGAAAAUCACAGUUCUGUGGCAUUAGUUUACAUUCGCCUUGCUGACCUUUACUACAAGACAGGAAAAUUAAGAGAGUCAAAAUCCUAUUGUGAAAAUGCCUUAAGAAUAUACAGCAAACCCGUGCCUGGAACAACCCAUGGAGAGAUUGCAAGUGGUUUAACUGAAAUCUCUACCAUCUAUGAAGCUCUAAAUGAGCCCGAGGACGCGCUAAAGCUCCUGAAGAAGGCGGUGAAAUUAUUGGAGGAUAUCCCUGGACAAUAUAGGACAGUAGCAGGAAUAGAAGCUCAAAUGGGAGUGAUUUUCUACAUGGUUGGGAGGUAUGUGGAUGCUUGGAAAUCUUUUGAGAAUGCUAUCACAAAGCUGAGAACCAGUGGGGAGAGGAAAUGUGCAUUUUUUGGAGUUGUGUUGAACCAGAUGGGCCUAGCAUGCGUGCAACUGUAUAAGAUAGCGGAGGCUGCAACGCAUUUUGAAGAAGCAAGAGAGAUAUUGGAGAGGGAGUGUGGAACAUAUCAUUUGGACACUCUAGGUGUCUAUAGCAAUCUUGCAGCAACUUAUGAUGCCAUGGGGAGAGUUGAAGAUGCCAUUGAGAUAUUGGAAUACAUACUCAAGAUGAGAGAAGAAAAACUUGGAACUGCAAAUCCAGAUGUUGAUGAUGAAAAGAAAAGACUAUUUGAGCUUUUGAAAGAAGCAGGAAGAGUUCGGAAUAGAAAGGGAAAAUCACUUGAAAACCUUAUAGAUUCCAAAUCCUUAAAGAUGAAGAAGGAAGGAAAAAGGAGAUGGGGUGCUUUUGGUUUCAGAACUUAAAGAGGUCUUAUCUUAAAAUAAAACAAAAAAAAUCGUUACACGAUCUCUUUUCUUUUGCAUUUUGGAGAAGUUGUGAAGGUUUUAAAACUGAAGGGGCUUCCCUGUUCCUAUAUAUUUCAAAAGUAAUUAUGGUUUCACAUAAUUUUUGGUCAUUUGAUGAAAAAAAGGGGAGAUAGGAAAGGAAAUGAGGAGUGAUGAUUGAUAUUAUGUGAAUUCUGUGAAUGAAAGUCAUGUAAAAGUUAUAUAGCUCAUUUUCUUUUUCUUUUUCUCUUGCUGAUUAUUUAUUUUUAAUAUGCUUUUUUGGUGAUGCCGGAACAUUAGAUCCUAAGUCAAUAACCCUUUGAUAGGCUUGAGAUAAGAAGACCAUGAAUAUUUGUAAUAAUAAUAAUAAAAAAGACCAUGAAUAUUCGACCUGGGAAAUAAUAA
Molecule: messenger RNA, 2831 nt
Organism: Gastrolobium bilobum
Lineage: Eukaryota; Viridiplantae; Streptophyta; Magnoliopsida; Fabales; Fabaceae
Product: protein KINESIN LIGHT CHAIN-RELATED 1-like
Exons: 3
Coding region: 687-2405 (572 amino acids)
Molecular function (GO): protein binding
Source: RefSeq, a predicted model, not a curated record